This is a messenger RNA of Gamsiella multidivaricata, 710 nucleotides long. RefSeq lists its product as uncharacterized. Lineage: Eukaryota; Fungi; Mortierellomycota; Mortierellomycetes; Mortierellales; Mortierellaceae. The transcript has a single exon. The record is from RefSeq and is a predicted model, not a curated record. Bases 81 to 491 code for a protein of 136 amino acids.
UCUUUUAGCUCCACUCUUAUUUGAAGAUUCUAAAGGUAAACGAUACAAUCAAUACCAAGCCCAGAGAGCUAGCUGGUCUGAUGUGGCACGAGCCAGUCUCAGAUCCCCACAUUGGUAUCAGACUACUCAGAUCCGUGUCUCGCCUCCCCCUGAUCCAUCGCCACCAUGUCCCCUGCACACAAAGACCCUGCCCCAGUCACCACCAACAAGUCCUUAUACCACACCGACAGCUAUCAGUUGUCGGAGCAAACUAUCUGUUUGCCGUUGUCAUAGCAUUGCGCCCCUGCACUCGUGAGAUUUGUCGACGAGUGCUCAAUAUUCUCAAACGACGCUGCAGAAGGCGCCAUUGCUACACAAUCCACACUGUCCCAUAUCUCCUUUAUUUUUUCUUCUCUCUCGGCUCCUUUCCACAAAAAACAACGAUUAUUCGUUAUAGCCGCGGAUGUAAGCCUUUUUGCCCUAUUGCCUAUCGAAAGCCUUUGAGAAGAUGACGAGAUGUAUUCCUUUCGAAAGCAGUGCGGUGGGGCAAAAGACUGUCGAUUCUCCGCGGUGCACAUCCACAUGUACACAUUAUAUAAUCACCCUCCUGCUCCACCUCCCUUGGCGCAUUGGUCGUUUCUUUUUUUUAUACAUGUAUACGCUUUGGACAUCGUAUUGAUCUGCUCAUGUGCACCCUUUUUCUUUCUAGUCGCGGUAUUUUCGAACCCAUC